This is a messenger RNA of Tigriopus californicus, 1666 nucleotides long. RefSeq names its product sodium/potassium/calcium exchanger 2-like. The transcript has 10 exons. Gene Ontology annotation, cellular component: membrane. Lineage: Eukaryota; Metazoa; Arthropoda; Copepoda; Harpacticoida; Harpacticidae. The coding region runs from base 345 to 1640 and encodes 431 amino acids. The record is from RefSeq and is a predicted model, not a curated record. Gene Ontology annotation, molecular function: calcium, potassium:sodium antiporter activity; calcium channel activity. Gene Ontology annotation, biological process: calcium ion transmembrane transport; intracellular calcium ion homeostasis.
CGUCAACACCAUUGUACGAAAUACAUCAAAAUUGGUCUCUUCUGUGUGCGCACCUCCUUCAUUGCUCCUUAUCAAGUUCAACUCAUAACAACCCAGGCAGUUUUUUUUUACUUCAUUUCACAUCUGCAACACAGCUCAGAAGACAAAAUCUAGUGCGAAGCGACUACUAACACCAGCCAGGACGGCACGUACCGACGGUUCCCAUCCUGUAUAGUAAGAGACGUUGGCGCAAAGGCUGGACCAAAUUCUUAUCUGGAAGCACCCAAACAGUUUGAGUUAGACGUUAUUCUUCACCAAUUAUUCCUACUGUGCUUUGAGGGAACGUCCAAAUAAAAGAAACCAAAAUGAACGAAGGUGAGGGGAAUUUUUUUUCCCCCGUGAGCCUUUUCACCGUGGAGCAGCUAAAAAAUGGCGCCAUUAUCUUGUACAUCAUUGGGAUCAUUUAUGUUUGCUACGCGCUAGUCCUUGUGACAGCCAAAUUCUUCUUCCCAUCUGUUAUGGUUCUUUCUGAAAAGCUCCAUUUAAGUCCGGAUUUGACUGGAGCCACCAUUUUGGCGGUGGGGCGAUCCAUGCCUGAUCUUCUUGUUGCCAUAGUGCUCAUAUUUUUUGAUCCUAAUCCUGUGGACUUUGGAAGCGUCGUUGGCCCAGCAUGUUACAAGGUCGCGUUUAUCAUCGGUAUUUGUGCUCUAGUGACCGCAGAGCCGUUAAGGUUGAGAGGGUGGCCAUUAAUGCGAGAUUAUUUCUUCUACGCCAUUUGUGUGGUCUUGCUUGCGAUAUUUUUCGCAGAUGACACCAUCGCAUGGUUUGAACCAGUGAUACUUUUGAUUUGGUAUGGCCUUUAUAUCCUCUUUCUGGCCAUGAGUAAUAAAGUUGAAGAUCUUUUAAGAAGGACCUUCAAAAUGUCCCCGGCGACCCGAAAUGUUGUUUCGUCAAUAUCGGAUGUGGGCCAAGUCGAACUGGAUUCUAAGAGCAUGAAAAAUGGAAAAGACUACUCGGUGGAGCAAUCCUGGCAAAUGGAAAACGCAAAGCCCCUCCGGAUGUCGUUUCCUCAUGGAGAAGGAUGCUUCAAGAUCUUCGCUUAUCUGAUCUCCCUGCCGAUAAUGGGCCCCCUUUAUGUUACACUUCCGGAUCCUUACCAUCUCAGUAAGCGCAAGUUUUACCUUUUGACCUUCAUUGGAAGCAUCCUAUGGAUUGCUCUUCUGACCUACCUUCUUAUUUGGUGGAGUGUGGUCGUGAGUCAAGUAUUGGCCAUACCAGAUGCGGUUAUGGGCCUGCUUUUCCUGGCCGCGGGCACAUCCAUCCCCGAUAUUGUGACAAGUAUUUUGGUGGCGCGUCAUGGUCGAGGUGACAUGGUUUUCUCGGUGUCUAUGAGCUCCAAUAUAUUCUACAUCACGGUCCGGAUGUCCUUACCCUGGUUAUUCUUUGCCAUCUUUAGACAAGAGACGAUUCCCGUUUUAACCUCUGGCAUGGCUUGCUCAAUCACCCUUCUGGCCUUGGUCUUGAUCUUGGUGCUUGUGGCAGUACUUAUCUUCAGACGACGCAUGACCAAGCUGUUUGGAGUCAUAUUAAUAUUGAUAUAUAUUCUGUUUGUGAUGGUAUCGUUGGCAUUUGCGUUUGAUGCUAUCCAGUGUCCAUUUUAAUCCAAUAAAUUCUGUGUUCGCCGUUA